ACGUCAAAAUAUUGAUUACAAAACAGCUUGCGGCUGCCUCACGCGUUUUACGGCAAAGUUUUUCUCAAUUUUCCCGGAAAAUGUCGCAUUUAUUGAAAGUUUUUCCACUUAAGCAACCGAUUAUAAGCUCGUUCAAAAUCCAGCGGAUAUGUUGUAGCGCGGUCCGGUUUUGUAGUGGCUCGAAAGGCGAAACAUUCAGCGAUAUCCCCGCGGAAAAUCAAGCGGUGGAGGAAAAACAGAGUGAAGAUCGGAAGCUCGGUGGAUUCGCCAAGGCAUUCGAGAAGCAUGCCACACCACUGGCAGACAAGGGCAAAGAUGAGCCAUCGAAGACGUUCGUUUCGCUGAUGAGAAAUUCCAAAUUUGUGGAUCUAGGAGAUCCGGAAAACAAAGUAGUGACCGGAAAAAUCUUCCACGUCGUAGAGGAUGAUUUAUAUAUCGACUUCGGCUGGAAGUUCCACUGCGUUUGUACUAGACCAGUGAAAAAUGCCGAGGACUACGUCCGUGGGGCCCGGGUUCGAUUACGGGUUCGUGAUCUUGAGCUGUCGACGAGAUUCCUCGGAUCGGACAAAGACCUCACCUUACUGGAGGCAGACUGUCAAAUGUUAGGGAUAAUUUCCUCCCCCGCUAGACCACAGCAACAGGGACAACGGACAGCGGAAGGUUCUUCCUAACUGUGAGUACCACCAAAAGGAUUUUCGAUUUGUAAUAUAUGCAGAAUUAUUGUUGAAAUAGUUAAAGUAAAA
Molecule: messenger RNA, 743 nt
Organism: Aedes albopictus (Asian tiger mosquito)
Lineage: Eukaryota; Metazoa; Arthropoda; Insecta; Diptera; Culicidae
Gene: mRpS28
Product: small ribosomal subunit protein bS1m
Exons: 3
Coding region: 81-671 (196 amino acids)
Cellular component (GO): mitochondrial small ribosomal subunit
Source: RefSeq, a predicted model, not a curated record